CAUCAUCCUGUGCUUAUCUGAUAUUGUCAUAACACAGGCUGCUCGACCUUCAAACCACCACCAAUUUCAACAAAUCAAACCAUCUGGUUAUUAUUGUGAAAGGAAUAAUAAAUUGAAACAACAUGAGUGGAGAGGAACAUCAUAACAAUCAGGACAAAGGUUUGUUAUCUAAUAUCGCUGGAAUGGCUGCUGGAGCUGCACAUCAUGGUGGGGGGUACCCUCCUCAAGGAGGAUACCCUCCCCAGGGAGCAUACCCUCCUCAAGGUUACCCCCCACCUGGAGGAUACCCACCAGCAGCAUAUCCUCCCGCUGGUGGUGGUUACCCCCCGCAAGGUUAUCCUCCACAAGGAACCCAACAUGGAUAUCCACCAGCUGGCUAUCCUGGUCAGUCAGCUCCUCAUAGUUCAGGAGGGCAUGGGCAUGGACCUGGGAUGGGAACUAUGCUAGCUGGAGGUGCAGCUGCUGCUGCAGCCGCGUACGGAGCUCACCAACUAGCAGGGCAUGGGGGGCAUGGGGGGCAUGGGAGCCAUGGGGGUCAUAAUUUAGCACAUGGAGCCCAGAACAUGAUGGGCGGCAUGGGACAUUUCAGUGGCGGGAAGCACGGAAAGCAUGGUGGUGGGAAAUUCAAGCAAGGUAAGCAUGGAAAGGGCGGGAAGCAUGGCAAAUUCGGAAAACAUAAGGGCAAAAUGUCUGGGUUCAAGAAAUGGAAGUAAAUGUUGGUGUAUAUAUUACAUGUAUGAUAUAUGUUUCCUAAAACCAAGUUUCUUGGCUUACUUUAUCGAGGGAUUUUUAUGUUGAGUUUGAGAUAUUAUUGUAGUAAUAAAUGAAAGGAUAGGCCAUGCUAUCAUUUAUGUCUAA
This is a messenger RNA of Cynara cardunculus var. scolymus (artichoke), 858 nucleotides long. Its product is annotated as glycine-rich protein A3-like. The record is from RefSeq and is a predicted model, not a curated record. The coding region runs from base 123 to 713 and encodes 196 amino acids. The transcript is spliced from 3 exons. NCBI's taxonomy places the organism in Eukaryota, Viridiplantae, Streptophyta, Magnoliopsida, Asterales, Asteraceae.